GCUGGAACAGGACCGUGAUUGUUGCGCUCUGCGGCCAUGAGCAAAAUUCGUUUCCAGGUGGUCUAUGCCUCGGGGCAGGACCCUGAACAUCCGGCGGAAGAGUUGAACGUCCACAGCCCCGCCACGGAAGGGUGGCAAUCUCCGCGCUUCUGUGACUAUCCUCAAGAGCUUGGCCUCUUCCUGCUUGACACACCCUGUCACUUGUCACGUGUCCAAAUCCUGUCGCAUCAGUCCAAAAUCGCCACCAAAGUAGAGCUCUUCGUCGGGGACGGUGGGAACUACGCGGAGGCGGCCUUCGCACGCCUGGGAUACCUGUCCCUAAACAGCAACCAACGGUCCAACUUUCGAGCGCGCGAACUCAAGAGCGUGUUCGUGUCCUGCUCGGGCAGGUUUUUGAAGCUGGUCAUCCACCGAUGCCACGUCAACAAAUUCAACCUCUUCAAUCAGGUGGGCUUCGUCGCCAUCAACCUCCUCGGGGAAGGGGGGCCAGACCCCAGCCCGGAGCCUUUCCUCCCGCCUCACCACGCGGGGGGAGCGGACGAGGAAGGGGUGCACGACUUGGCGUACGAGCUCUCCCCCUUCGACCCGGACACGACGCGGCGACUCCGUGCCUUGCUAGCGGCCAAGGAGGGGGCGGUGCGGGCGGAAAACUACGACGAAGCCAAGCGACUCAAGGCGGCCGAGGCGGCCUUGCGUGAAGGAGGGCAACGCAUCAGUGCCCUGGAGGAAGAGAAGCGGCAGGCGGUGCGGGAGGAGGAGUACGACCGCGCCAAGGCCUUGAAGGAGGAGAUCGAGGGGGUCCGCGCCGAGGUCGAAGGCCGGAUCGGCCCCCUCCCCAGCAUGUCCAUCACCCGCCUUUAG
Molecule: messenger RNA, 861 nt
Organism: Nannochloropsis gaditana CCMP526
Exons: 3
Coding region: 37-861 (274 amino acids)
Cellular component (GO): cilium
Molecular function (GO): protein binding
Source: RefSeq, a predicted model, not a curated record